Messenger RNA from Letharia lupina, 1626 nucleotides. RefSeq lists its product as uncharacterized. Gene Ontology annotation, cellular component: mediator complex. Gene Ontology annotation, biological process: regulation of transcription by RNA polymerase II. NCBI's taxonomy places the organism in Eukaryota, Fungi, Ascomycota, Lecanoromycetes, Lecanorales, Parmeliaceae. The record is from RefSeq and is a predicted model, not a curated record. Gene Ontology annotation, molecular function: transcription coregulator activity. The coding region runs from base 1 to 1626 and encodes 541 amino acids. The transcript has 3 exons.
AUGGGUGGAUUUAUUUUGCAAGCACGUGACAGUGCACCAUUUCCCAUCCAUGGGCUGCACCUUAUUUACCUACUAAAAGAGGGUUAUUUGGAUCUCCCAGAGAUCACUUCGGAGGAGAUCUCGGAUAAGAGCAAGGCCAAUUUACUUGCUAAAGCUCUGGUGUGUCUGCAAACUGGCUGGUUUGUGGUGCAGUGCUUCGGUCGUCUGGCUCAAAGCCUCCCAUUGACAACACUGGAACUCGUAACCGUCAGUUACGUAUGGUGCACAUGGGCUAUCUAUGCACAAUGGCUCAAGAAGCCUCUUGACGUCACAGCGCCCACGGUUCUCAGGACCCAAGCGAGUACCGCAGAAAUCCUGCUCAAGGCCGGUCCUGCAGCUUCCCAGCCAUAUCGUCAAACUCCCCUCGACUUUGUCUGGGACGGUCGCGUUUCGUGGACUCUGGAUGUGCAACCGUUCCUUCACUUCCGUGUUGAUCCUCGCAAGAGACCUAUGCCACGUAUACUGAACGAUAGCAUGCCAUGGUUUGACACAGCUGUUGAUGCUGCAGUGUGUAUUUUCGUGAUUGUAUUCUAUGGUGCCAUCCACAUGUUUGGCUGGAAUCUGCUUUUCCCGACUCGAAUGGAGAAGACUCUGUGGCGUCUAGCCGCGCUCGUUCUCUUAUGCACUACAGUGAUAUUGUGCAUAUGGGAAUUGCUGUGGGGUAUCUUUCGUGCAGCGUAUCUCCUACACAUUAACAAAAAGAGAAUGAGUUUUAGGUCUGUCUACUAUAUCUAUGCGAACAAAAUCGAAAAGAUUAGCGGAGCGGACGGGUUGCCUAUCCAUGACAAGGACUUCGACGAAGGCGUCAUUACAUAUUGGCACAUGGGGGUUUUUGUCCCCCUAGGAGUGUUACAAGACAACUUCACUCUGCCCGCCUCAUUGUGCAUCAAACAACGCAAAAUCGCGGAAAUGGCAACACUAUCGCCUCAAGACAUCAGAACACUGGAACACACCCGCCAGCGCCUUGCUCAGCUUACAAAAUCCCUAGAUUCUUUGCAAAAACAGAUUCACACCAUAGAACCUCUUCCAUCAUGGUCCUCCCUCCACUCGCUUUCCCAAAUCAUAUCCCAAAACCUCGCCUCUGUCUCCGCCCACCUGACCACGCACGCCCCGCUCCUUUCGUCCCUGGUCGCCUACCCCUUGCCACUAUACCCCGGCCGAGAACAGGAGCCCGUUCUCAAUCAACUACUACGCAAGAAAUUGGAGCCACAUGUUGAAGAUUGGGUUGAAGAAGGUCGUCUAGCUGGAGAGGAGGUGGCUAAUUGGGAUGGUGGUAGGGGAAGGGCCGAGAUCACAGGAUUGUGGGAAUGGGCGGGCAUAGCGGCGAAUGAGCAAGCACGGAAGCACGAGUGGGGCGGAGACUAUACCGUUGAGGAGAUCGAAGGUGGAAUUGAGAAUGUGGUUACGGGGUUGAGGGACGAGGAGAGUGACGAGGAAGAGGGUGAGGAGGGAGACGAGGGAGCCGCUUGGUCGGCGGAAGUGGAGGGUCAAGAGAACAAGAAGGCUGAAGAAGGAGGAGGGGGAAAGCCGCUAUCGAUGGAUGAUAUGCUGCGGUUUUUGGUGAAAGGGGAAGAGCCGAGGAAGUGA